Molecule: messenger RNA, 1741 nt
Organism: Rubroshorea leprosula
Lineage: Eukaryota; Viridiplantae; Streptophyta; Magnoliopsida; Malvales; Dipterocarpaceae
Source: the annotation of a GenBank genome assembly
CAGUUUGUAUAUAUGUAUGUUGCAAUCACAAUGAGAAUGACAGGAUUUCAUGUGCAUAUCAUUGCCAUUCAUACUCUAAUUUUAUCAUGGUAUCAAAGCAGUGAAGGUUCAAUCGACAGCAAGAGUUUGCUGCAAACAAUCGAUUUCGACGGCAAGUUUUGCUGCGUUCAACAAUCGACAAUGAUUGACACUACAGCCAAGAAUGGAUCCAAAAUGGAAAAGAGAGAGAUAGGUAUCCUUAAGACAACAAAUCUAGAUUCACCCUAUUUUCUCAAUUCCAGUGAUGAUCUAGGGAGGGUCUUAGUCACGACUCCCUUGAUCGGGGAGAAUUACCACACGUGGAGAAAGAGUAUGCAGAAUGCCUUAUUUGCAAAGAACAAGAUGGGGUUUGUUGAUGGGAGCCUUAAGAGACCAAAUGUAGAUUCCCCAAAGUAUCAGGCUUGGACAAAGUGCAAUUCUAUGGUGCUUUCAUGGUUACUUAAUGCUCUUUCUAGGGACUUGCAGGGAAGUGUGGCCUAUGUGGAGAGUGCUGCUGAGGUUUGGAAUGACUUACAUGAAUGCUUCUCACAAGGAAAUGCAUCUCGGGUACAUGAAUUAAAACUAGAACUUGCAACCACCACACAACAGUCAAGAUCAAUAGCAGCAUAUUUCACAAAAUUGAAGCCUAUAUGGGAUGAACUACAAGCAAAUGAGCUUGUGCCGACAUGCACUUGUGGUUGUACAUGUGGUGCAGCAAAGGAAUCACAGAUCUUAAGCAUAGAACCCCUGCCCUCACUAAAUAAGGUGUAUGCAAUGACUACCAAAGAGGAGAAGCAACAAGCAGUGGCUGCAUCUAGAAGUCCAAUUAUAGAAGCAACAGCCUUAGCAGCAAAGAUGAACCAUACUGGGAAAUCUUCUAUGUCAGGGAAGCUACGCUGUGAUCAUUACAAGAAGGUUGGUCAUACUAAAGAGAGAUGCUAUGAAAUCAUUGGAUACCCAGUUGGUUGGAAGAUAGGGCCAGCCAAAAUGAAGGGAAAGGGGGAGCAACAAAAGCAUCAACAUCAGGAGAAAGAGUUGAUUUUUGCAGCCAAUACAUCACAUGAGUCACAGAUGGCAGGAGAUUCACUAGAUCAGUCACCAAUUGCAGGACUUUCUAAAGUGCAGUAUGAUCAACUCCUCAUGCUUCUUGGUGGUAAUUCUACUCCUAAACAUUCCAUCAACCUAGCUGGUAAGGCAACAAACUUAAUUCCCUGGAUUAUUGAUAGUGGUGCAUCAGACCAUAUGACACCUAAUAUUUCCAUACUUCAAGACAUAAAACCUUACUCUUCUCUAGUUCAUAUUCCCGAUGGCACCACCUUAGAAGUGUUUAGUAUAGGAAAGACUGUAUUGCCAAACAAACUUACAUUGAACAAUAACCUAGCCUCGAGGAAGUUGAUUGGAAUGGGUAAGCUUCGUGGAGGGCUAUACUAUUGUGACUUUGGGCAUAUUGCUGCAACAAGUCACACCAAGCAAAAGGAGGACACAUCCUUGGAGUUGUGGCAUCAGCGACUAGGCCAUGCAUCCAUAGAAAGAAUAACCAAAUAAUUUAUGUGCCUACAUGUUUAAGCAAAAUAAAGCAUGUUUGUGACACUUGUCAUCGUGCCAAGCAAACAAGAUUGCCUUUUCUUAUUAGCAAUAAUGUCUCUACCCAUUGUUUUGCCUUAAUUCAUUGUGAUAUAUGGGGUAGGUAUGCCACUCAAUCUAAUACAGGAGCACACUAUUU